GCGGAGGGUGUGUGCCAUGCAUGGACCGUUUCUUUACGUUAAUAAGAAAUUCAAUUGUCUUUCAUUGAAAUCGGGUGGUACACGAGUAAAUAUGGAAGGUUGUUAGUACGUUACAUGCUAGUUACAGUAUUCGUAGCGUGUGACUAGUGCGACAGGUGCUCACGUGAUGAGCAUUACCUACGAUCAGUUUGUAUCGUCCGCCAAGAAUUUCGCGUCGAAUCUAGAUGUCCUCCGAAUAGGUUGGAGACUGGAAACGACGCGUAGACCAGUGACAGGCGACACUGUGGAAUAUCUGAGACUCGUCACCCUAGACCCUGACGGUGUGACGAACGACUACAGUGUUUUCUACAGUGAAAGCUACUCUGUGCCAGUGUUGUAUUUAUCGCGAUACAGUGAUUCUGGUGAGCUCGUCGCACCUUCCGGUUGUGAAGUCUGUUUGACCCCGACUGACCAUCCGAUAUCCGGUGCGCCGGUUUUGUUUUUCCAUCCGUGCCGCACGAGUGAAUGGGCGGUUCUCGCGCCGAAGUCGGAUGCGGGAUUGAAGUAUAUUUCUUCGUGGAUGAGUGUUGUUGGACAAUUCCUUGGAUUGCGUGUCCCGCUGUCGUUGUUCGAAAGAGGGGACACAUUUUGAAGUCGUGCCAUGGACGCUACGGUGCCCGUAUUGAUGAUGUUCAUGACGUUCGCUAGCUUUACAAUCGUGGAAGCGUCUCGGGGAGACACUUCUGGAUUUUUCAAGAACUGUGUUCAAAGAUGUCAGACUUUCAACUGUUCGAAUGAGUUCGUAUUGACCGAAUUCUAUGAGCGGCAACCAAUUCACUACCAGAUUUUAGGCUGGGAUUGCGUAGAAGAAUGCAAGUAUGAUUGCAUGUGGAAAACGUCCGCAGUUUUCAAGCAAAAAGCCGGGUACAUUCCUCAGUUUUAUGGAAAGUGGCCGUUCGCAAGAUUCCUUGGGAUUCAGGAACCUGCUUCGACCUUGUUCUCGAUGCUCAACGGAAUUGCUCAUGUGUUCGGAUUGUCAGCCUUGUUGAGACAAGUUAAAAGUGAGGCGCCGUUUAGAGGCUGGUGGAUUGCGAAUGGAUUGAUCAUGAUUCUAUGUUGGGUCUUCUCGACCAUAUUUCACACCCGUGAUACGCCAUUUACGGAAAAGCUGGAUUACGCAGGGGGAAUGAUUGCGAACGUGGCUGCGCUUACGGCCGUCACGGUUCGUCUUGUGGGCAUUGAGAGACUUACUAGAACGGGAACCAUGAUCAUGCUUGGUGCUGGAUGUUCAUUCGUUUACCGUCACCUCAAGUUUCUAUUUGGUGUGAGCUUUGAUUAUGGAUAUAAUAUGAAGGUCCAUCUUGCCAUUGGCGGAUUUCAUGUGAUUGGAUGGUUGUGCUGGGCGUUUCUGAAUCGUAGUACUUGUCCUUACGCUUGGAAAGGCGCCGCAGUUAAUUUUCUCAUGGCUGCAACCAUGGCUCUCGAGCUGCUGGACUUUCCACCCUUUCUGUGGACGCUUGACGCCCAUGCGCUGUGGCAUUUAUCUACAAUCCCUCUGAUUCCUCUGUGGUAUUCAUUUGUAAUCGAUGACUGCAGCUUUCUCCAGAAGCAAAAAGAACUGGAAAUCGAAACAAUCCUGAAGAAGUUCUUAUGAUUUUUCUUCGCGAUUUGGUCGCGUGAGUAUAUUAAAUAAUGCGUGUUGGAAUAAACGAGCAAUGAAAGAUAAUUGGAAAA
Messenger RNA from Notodromas monacha, 1713 nucleotides. NCBI's taxonomy places the organism in Eukaryota, Metazoa, Arthropoda, Ostracoda, Podocopida, Cyprididae. The record is from the annotation of a GenBank genome assembly.